Molecule: messenger RNA, 1605 nt
Organism: Lodderomyces jiufengensis
Lineage: Eukaryota; Fungi; Ascomycota; Pichiomycetes; Serinales; Debaryomycetaceae
Gene: MSK1
Product: lysine--tRNA ligase
Exons: 1
Coding region: 1-1605 (534 amino acids)
Biological process (GO): mitochondrial lysyl-tRNA aminoacylation
Cellular component (GO): cytoplasm; mitochondrion
Molecular function (GO): ATP binding; lysine-tRNA ligase activity; tRNA binding
Source: RefSeq, a predicted model, not a curated record
AUGAUACGACGGAAUCAGUUCUUGCAGAUAUAUAAGAAUUGCAUAGUAUUUAAAAGACUUAAACAUCAACAAUCAGCAAUUUUCAAACAGCCAAAAUCAGAUCAUUCUUACGAAAGUAGAAAGCUAGACAUUCAAAAAUCAGAACCAAAUAGGCUAAAAAACUAUUAUCCAGCUAUAGAUGACAUACGACAAAAACUACAAAACUCUACAAAAUUAAGAAUACCCGAGUUUAGAUCAAAAUUUGAAAACAUACAAUUUGAAGAACUUGAAAAUAAAAGAAGUGAAUUUUCAUAUGUACUUGAAGGAAGAAUUAUCAAUAUUAGAAAAGCAGGUAAAGGAUUAUAUUUUAUUGAUUUAAUACAAGAUGACAGACAAGUGCAAUUAAUGGCCACUAAUAAAUUAAUGAAUAUGGAAACGAAUGAAUUUGAUAAUAUUCAUAGUUGGUUUAAAAUUGGGGAUUAUAUUUCAGGAAAUGGAUUUGCUUCAAGAACCAAAACUAAUGAAUUAACUUUGAAAUUAAACAAACCAAUUGAGAUUUUAACUCCUUGCUUAGUUAACAUUCCAAACAAAUUAAUAGAUAAAGGCUUAAUAAAUAAUAAUAGAGUACUAAAUUAUUUAGUAAAUCCAAUUUCAAAAAAACCAAUAAUUAUUAAAUCAAAAAUUAUUCAAAUUAUUAGACAAUUCUUUUUGAAUAAAGAUUUCUUGGAAGUUUCAACUCCAAUAUUAAGUAACGAAGGAACAGGAGCAAAUGCAAAUCCAUUUAUUACAAAUUUUAAAGAUCAAAAAAUUCAAUUAAGAGUUGCACCAGAAUUAUGGUUAAAAAAAUUAGUAAUUGGAGGGUUUGAUAAAAUAUUUGAAAUUGGUCAAAAUUUUAGAAAUGAAGGUAUUGAUAAUACUCAUAAUCCAGAAUUUACUUCAUGUGAAUUUUAUAAAACUUACACAAGUUUACAAGAAUUAAUGGAAAUUACAGAGGAGUUAUUUAUUGAAUUAUUCAAGAAAUUUGAAUAUGGGGAUUUCAAUAAUAUCAAACAUUUUCCAAAAUAUGAAUUUAUACCCACGUUGGAAGAAAUAACAGGAGUGAAAUUACCAUUAGAUUUGAAUUUAGAUAGUAUUACAAAAUACUACAAUACAUUAAAUUUACCAGUCCCCGAAAAUUCGAAUCCAACUAGUUUACUCAACAAUUUAAGUGAAAUAUAUUUAGAGUCCUUGAGUAUAACCAAACAUCCAAAUGUACCAGUAUUUAUAUAUAAUCAACCAGAAAUUUUAUCACCACUAGCUAAAUCAAAAACUAUAAAUGGAUUAAAAAUAUCAUCAAGAUUUGAAUUAUUCAUUAAUGGUAAAGAAUUCGUUAACGCCUACGAAGAAGAAAAUGAUCCACAACAACAAUUUCAAAAAUUUAAAUUACAACAAGAAAGUAAACUUAAUUAUGGAGAUAAAGAACUGAUUAUACCAGAUUGGCAAUACAUACAAGCUAUGAAUUUAGGUUUACAACCAACUGGUGGAUGGGGGAUAGGAAUUGAUCGAUUGGCUAUGUUAAUAAGUGGAGUAGAUAGAAUUGACAAUGUUUUACCAUUUGGAAAUUUAAGAGAUGUUUUAAAGCAAUAG